Exophiala mesophila is the source of this 2878-nucleotide messenger RNA. RefSeq lists its product as uncharacterized. Gene Ontology annotation, biological process: regulation of transcription by RNA polymerase II. Gene Ontology annotation, cellular component: nucleus. The transcript has a single exon. Lineage: Eukaryota; Fungi; Ascomycota; Eurotiomycetes; Chaetothyriales; Herpotrichiellaceae. The record is from RefSeq and is a predicted model, not a curated record. Bases 552 to 2234 code for a protein of 560 amino acids.
AGUAGACUUACCGUUUCGAGAAACAUCAGAAUUCCCGUCUUCCUUGUCUACCAUUGUACAUUAUUAACAACGCUCCGCCGCCUUAAACCCGCGCUCUAAAGAGGAGCCUUCACUACUACCACGCCAACUCUUUAUUGUCUCAAUUCUUGUACAUCUGCGCAUAAUUGUUACUACUACCCACUCAUCCACUCGGACUGAGCCCCCGUCCCCCCUACCAAUCCCUACCACGGUCGCCGCGAUUGGUACUCACUAUUCUACUCUCUUCCACUUUGGUCUUUGCUCGGUACUCGCUCCGGCGUGUAUUCAAAUAUCCAUUGUCGUUUUCAGUUUGCCACUUUCCUCCAUCUAAUCUUGCCCUCCCAUUUUCCUGAUACGACAAAACGCCUACGUACGACUGAGCUCGAUACACUCACAUCGUUCAUUACCAAUCCUCUCUCUGUCGACUAUACAAACAACGGUACAACCCUCUGACGGUUGUAUUUCAACUUUCCCACCGCCACCCAUCACAACACAACCCAUUAGUAUCGUCGCAAGCAGAACAUCAUCAAUCGAUGCCAACGCCCCAAACGACUCAAGCCACCGUUCAGAUCUACUCGUCGAGUCCCACGCCAACGCCCCAGGUUGCCGACCCUGCCUCACAAUCCCCCAUGCUCGCUCAGAGUCAGCUCGGAGGAGGUUGGAACGACGGGUACAACCAAGGCCCCUUCCUCAGCGCCUUACCCAGGACAUUCGACCAACGAUUCCACAAGAGAGGUUCAUCUGGGUCGUCAGUCGCCUCCGCUGGCCCCCCUUCGCCGCUCAACCCAAACGUUAUAUAUCCCCACAUUGUCGCCACCUCAGAUUCCAAUUUUCCCACAUCCUUCGACUUUGAUUAUACCCAGACUCCACACACCGCAAAGUCGGAAUCGACAAUCAUGUAUCCAACACACACUGGCUACGGAGCCAUUGAUAUGAGAAGGAUACAAUCCACAGGUGGCGACGAGCGCUCCUCAUACAACCUGUCGGCGCCUCAGUCAGUGUCGACAAUGAGUCACAACUCACCAUCAACACCUCACACAACCUACGAAUCUCAAGACUACGAUAUGAAGGACCAGAACAUCUAUGGUGAGAUGGACGGCGUUGAUGCGCAAAUGUUCGACUACUUACAGUUCGAUGCAGGCUACCCUUCAGGAACGACUGCUGCCUAUCAACAAGCACUACAUGAUGUCUUUCCAACAGAGUUUUCUCAGCAACAGCUGGCUUAUAACCAGGCACAGCAAAACAUGCAAAGACUCAACAUGGCGGCCGCUCCACAUCGGCAGACCAUGAUGGCGGAAAGACUACAGGCUGCACAACAAGAUCAUCUGCGCACGAGUUCGCCCACCUCGAACCCACGAGAGAAGUCUCCCUUCCGUCAUAACUCGCCUUACAUGGCGGCGCCGCAGCAGAGACAAGCGCCACCAACGCUACAAAAGCAAAGGACAUCAGUCUCGCCAAAGGAAUUGAUGCUGGACGAGCACGACAUUGAUGACAAUGCCACACCACUAUUUUCUCAGGAUCACGCUCAAAGCAUGUUUGGCAACCGUCGCACCGCAUCAAGUCUAUCGCAAUUCUACACACCUGAUUCCUCGAUGCAGGUUCCCCAACAAUACCCGUUUAUGAGUCAGAACCGAUCACCUCUCAACUCGGGCUUGCCAGACAUGAAUCCUGAAUUCCCAGCUCACAUGAUCUCAAUGGAGUCAACAGCAGAUGAAGGUUCUGUUCCAUCGAGUCAACAAUCCGUACAGUCUCGCGCACAGCCUCAAGUCACGCCUCGUCAACAUCAGACAACGAUAGAACGAUCGAAGGACACGUCAUCUGACUCGGGCACCUAUUCGUGCACCUACCAUGGGUGUCAUCAGAGAUUCGAGUCACCUGCCAAGCUUCAGAAGCACAAGCGUGAGGGUCAUCGGCAGACGUCACCUACGUCAUCGCAAUCGCCAAAUCUAGCCCUUCGAAAUUCGCAGGCCGGGCCCCACCGAUGUGACCGGAUCAACCCCAGUACUGGAAAACCUUGUGCCUCGGUCUUCUCACGGCCAUACGAUCUCACCCGUCACGAGGAUACUAUUCACAAUGGCCGCAAACAAAAAGUGCGCUGCCAUUUGUGUACCGAAGAAAAGACCUUUUCGCGCAACGAUGCACUCACUCGACAUAUGAGGGUGGUACACCCCGAUGUGGACUGGGUCGGCAAGCCCAAGCGAAAAUCACCGAAAUAGGUAUGAGGUAUUUUUGGCGCAUCGCAGGUCUGGUCAGUGAUCAGUGAUCACUUUACACCGUUUCCUUGGCCUUUUGGCGUUCUUUGAUCCACCGUAUUUUUCAACCCCGCGCUCACCAGGCAAUUUGUCUGUAUCAUAUGACUGAGCUGCGGACUUGUUUCUGUCAGGGGACAUUUGAAUGGAUUUUUGCCGACGAAUUGAAUGAAUUUUUCUUGGCCAAGCAGGCACGGCGCAUAAUUAAUGCGACGACGAUCGAUGAGGGAUGAAGGGCGAAUUUUGCGUUGCGUUUGCAGAGCAGUGAGGUCCUGCUCAGGUUGCAUCAAUACCAGGCAUUGUCAGAGGUUAACGUCAUGCAUUUUUGCCAGAGGUCAAUCAAUCAGCGGUUUCAAUUUGGAUGAUGUUAUUUGGUUCAGGGUCCCGUUUUGGAUUGGGAUCUGAUCUACGACUAAGAGGCGGUUAUAGAAAAAGUGUCAACAUGGGGGGGUCAAAAAAAGGCAUCGCGUCCAUAGAAUGUACAACACGGUGACGAAUAUCUUAUAACGGCGUUGCUCUCUGGCAACUGGACAGGACAGUAUUGAGAGCUUGACCCCGAAUCAGGGGCUGUACAUAGCUAGAUGAUCAAUGAUUUCUUGUUUUUGUCAACA